AUGUUCGAUGCUAAUAAUAUUUCUGCAAGAAGGAAACGUUCCUUGGUUAUUAGAACCUUAACAUUAACGUUCUCAGAAGAAAAACAACUCAUUUAUCAAGAUCGCCAAGACCCAGCCAUGUUUGGAAGUGCACGUGCGAGCCUAGUGAAGUUUCUGGUCCACGUGUUUCUCUACACAUCUCCGUUUCUGGUCACACCUUCUGAUGGAAACUGCCCCACAGGCGGAUUUUUCUUUGCUGUGGGAAGAAACAUGCUUAGUAACCACGCCCUUCUUGGUCACGUGUUUAAAAACGCUACUGUCAGAGAACCAAUCAAAUGCUUUGAAAAAUGCCAGACUGACUGUCGUUGCAUCUCAUUUAAUUACUUGAAAAUUGCAAACGAGGACAACUGUCAGCUGAAUGAAGAAAACAAAAACACGAAAUCCAAUGCAUUGAGACCAAAGGAAAAUUAUCAAUACUACGAUUUAGUUAUUGACUACAACAUCAAGGUCGAUGUCCAGUUCAACGAAUGUCAAAAUGGAUGCUGCGGAACACAACCUUGCCUUCAUGGAGGAACGUGUCACGAGACCUGUGACGUAACGAAGGAACGAUUUACUUGCUCUUGCAAGCCUGGGUUCAUAGGAAAAUAUUGUGAAACUUGUAAGGGAACAGUUUUAAUUCUAAAUGACUUUGAAAAGAUGAGGUGACAGCAAACAAGAGAGGAUGUUUUGGAUCAUUCUCUCUUGGUUUUGAAAGUAAUCUUUUGGUUUUCGUUUGAUGUUGUUUAAUCAAUUACAACGACCCAUGAUUUCGUCUACCCAUCGCCGGAUCCGUUGCAUGUCAUCGUCUGUCGGUCCGGUGGGGGUGGGGGGUGGUGGCAGAGCUGGGUGAGGGAUGGGGUAGGGGGAGUCGGAGGUUAAAGACCUGAAACGAUAUACGAUCAAAGAUCUUUAUUCGCGAAGUCAAAUCUGACGAUCUCUUGCCCUCAGUCAA
Molecule: messenger RNA, 970 nt
Organism: Orbicella faveolata
Lineage: Eukaryota; Metazoa; Cnidaria; Anthozoa; Scleractinia; Merulinidae
Product: brevican core protein-like
Source: RefSeq, a predicted model, not a curated record